CCUUGGCUCAGUCAGUCACUUCCAGAUCCAGCCACAGACUAUAACACAUUGCUCGAGUUCGGUUCCCAGCAUUUUCUAUUCUAAGCCAUUGAGAGUGCACACAAAACACAAGAUGCCCAAAGUGACUACCGAGCGUCGCAAGGCGGAAGCCUCAUCCUCUACAGCUGCUGCACGGUACACCAGCGGGCGCGCAUUGCAUUCCGCUUACUGUCCAAAACCUGGCCCAGUCGGAGGCGGUAAAGAACCUCUAGCAGGUGGACCUGUUAAAGUCGCCCCGAAGACACCGCUGCCUCGCGUUUGGAAUUGCAACAAGCCCAAGAUCUUGAAGAGUUUCAACGUAUAUGGCAAGCAGGCUUUGCAGCCAACUGGCAAGGCAGCCAACACCACCACCGUCCGGAGGUGGGUGAAUCCUCCGUAUCCAGUCGAUCGCCCGAAGACCAAGAACCGAGGUGAUGGGCCACGCAAUUACGAUACCUUAUACGUGCCCCUAGACGAUGAUGAUAGAGUUAAUGCCACUGCCCAGAUACCCCAGCCAGCAUUAGGCAAUAUCUCGAAGGCAGUAGAAGCCAAGCGCAGGCAGGUCUACAUAAACCGCUGGACCCAACUGGAAGCUAACCAGGAAGUGCUCAAGGAGGAACAGCCACCCUUUAGGCAGUUUCCGUGCCUGCUGCCGGCAGGCGAGCGGCAUUCGCUUAAGGUGCAGACGAGUAACGACGACAUGGUUAAGCUUAUAGCCGAGGUGAGGGAGAUCCGUCAGCAGCUGUGCAUUGGGAGUGAGCCGCCGUUGCCGCCACCACCUCAAUUUGCCGGGGAGUUCCAGCCGCCGCCGCCACCGCUUGUGCGCAGCCGUACCCAAACGUAUUUCUCAAUUUGCGACUGCCCCCACCCGAAACUGUACGAGUAUGUCAGACGUCUGCCCCAUGCCUCGACUCCAUUUACUCCGACUCAGACCGAGCAAGGCGAAUCUGGAUCUGGAUCUGCGGCGGAUAAUUAAUUUGAAAGCGUCCUCGUCCUGCGUUUUUCGUUACCCGUUGCAGGAGGUUUUGUUCAUUGAAUAUGUGACCGAUCCGGGUGGGGACUGGUGACAAGUAGAAGUUCCCAUUUGAUGGAUAAAAAGAAAUUUAAGAAGUUUGAAAUGAAUAAAUAAUUAAAAAUAUAAGAGUAUUCGAAGCUAAAUCCCAGCUAAA
Molecule: messenger RNA, 1187 nt
Organism: Drosophila kikkawai
Lineage: Eukaryota; Metazoa; Arthropoda; Insecta; Diptera; Drosophilidae
Source: RefSeq, a predicted model, not a curated record